AUGCAAAUAUUCGUAAAAACAUUAACCGGAAAAACCAUCACCCUUGAUGUCGAGUCAUCUGAUACGAUUGAGAAUGUUAAGGCAAAAAUUCAAGAUAAGGAAGGAAUUCCACCCGAUCAACAGAGAUUAAUAUUUGCAGGAAAACAACUAGAAGAUGGCAGAACAUUAGCUGACUAUAACAUUCAGAAGGAGUCCACUUUACAUUUGGUGUUGAGACUUAGAGGAGGAGCCAUCGAACCAUCCCUCGCCCAAUUAGCACAAAAAUAUAAUUGUCAAAAAUUAAUUUGCAGAAAAUGCUACGCACGAUUGCACCCAAGAGCCACCAAUUGUAGAAACAAAAAGUGCGGAAGAACGAAUCAAUUGAGACCAAAGAAGAAACUCAAGUGA
Molecule: messenger RNA, 387 nt
Organism: Plasmodium gonderi
Lineage: Eukaryota; Apicomplexa; Aconoidasida; Haemosporida; Plasmodiidae
Product: ubiquitin-60S ribosomal protein L40
Exons: 2
Coding region: 1-387 (128 amino acids)
Biological process (GO): protein ubiquitination; modification-dependent protein catabolic process; translation
Cellular component (GO): cytoplasm; ribosome; nucleus
Molecular function (GO): ubiquitin protein ligase binding; protein tag activity; structural constituent of ribosome
Source: RefSeq, a predicted model, not a curated record